Molecule: messenger RNA, 557 nt
Organism: Schistosoma guineensis
Lineage: Eukaryota; Metazoa; Platyhelminthes; Trematoda; Strigeidida; Schistosomatidae
Source: the annotation of a GenBank genome assembly
UUAUUUCUGAUAAAUAUAAAAUGGGUGGGAAUGUGGGAAAAUAAAAACUUGGCAGAAAAAAAUAACGUUAUUACAACGUAAAUUCCUUAAUCUAUUUUAUCUACUACUACAUUAUUCCAAUGGAAAAUAGUUCUCCUGUUGUUCAACAACCAACAUCAGUACAAAGGCAGACAUUCGAAAGAGAAUGGAGUAGUGGACUUUGUGCUUGUUUUGAUGACCUACCAACAUGUUGUCUAGUUCUAUUCUGUCCUCAUUGUUACAUGUGUUAUUUAUAUAAUAAAGAAGGGGAAUCAUGCUGGGUUCCAUUCUGUGGUGCAGGCAUUUUACCAUUACGUAUUAAACAUCGUGUUAUGCACAAAAUAAUGGGUACUCUAAUGAAUGAUGUUUGUAUUACAUGCCUUUGUGGACAAUUAGCUACAUGUCAAUUAAAACGUGAUAUAGAUUAUGCUAAAUCUACAAGAAUGGAAAUUUAAAUAAUAUUACACACACACAAAGAGAGGGAGAGGGAGAAAUAUGGUCAAGUUUUUCUCGUAAACAUCGAAAAAACUAGUCUGCUG